This is a messenger RNA of Neltuma alba, 1612 nucleotides long. Its product is annotated as translation initiation factor IF3-1, mitochondrial-like. The record is from RefSeq and is a predicted model, not a curated record. Gene Ontology annotation, molecular function: ribosome binding; translation initiation factor activity. Bases 1 to 1200 code for a protein of 399 amino acids. Gene Ontology annotation, biological process: translational initiation; ribosome disassembly. The transcript has 8 exons. Lineage: Eukaryota; Viridiplantae; Streptophyta; Magnoliopsida; Fabales; Fabaceae.
AUGUAUGGAACACAGUAUAGACAUAUGCCGCAUUGUACUAGCUUCAAUGGAAAGAUCAGACAUUCAAUAGUUUCCAGGCUUGAAGCAUUACAACGCGCUAGGCGGCUCAAGCUUGAUUUGGUGGAGGUUCAGAAAAAUGGAAAACCGCCUGUCUGCAAAAUUAUGGACUACCACAAGGAAAAGUACAAACAACAAGAAAGGGAAAAGGAGCGGGCUAAAAGCAAGUCAGAGUUGAGUUUGAGAAAAGGGCCUGGCAAGGAAAUACGCUUUUCUGCCAAAGCAGAACUAAAAGACCUGAAGAUGAAAGCAGAUAUGGUUAGAAAAUUAAUGGAGAAGGGUUACCGGGUGAAGUGCAGGGCAUUAGGAGGAGCUGGAGAUCAGGACAUUGAAGGAAUAUUAUCGCGCUUUUCUGCUUUGUUAGAAGAUGUGUCUGUCGUGGAAAGUGGACCGCAUGUGGGGAAAAAAGAAGCUUAUGUGAUUGUCAGGCAUAUCAAAUUUGGGCUACCAAAGAAAGGUGGUGCCCGUGGGAAAAAGUUGCAAGAUGCGAUGAAUAACUCUGUUGAGGCUCAAGAGGCUAGCGACGUUGAUGAAGAUCCGAAUGAAAGUCCUGCUGAAUCAGGGUUUGAGACAGAGGAAGAAGUGCUUUCUGAUGGUUAUAAGCAUGGGUCACUUGUGAUGGACAGGGCUAACUCAGCUGAUACUGGAACAAAUGCUGUACACAAAGAAGGCUCACCAUCAAAACGUAAUUUAGAGCCUCCUGCUAUGGUUGAGAAUAGGUACAGACGAAAUAAUCAACCGUCUAUCACACAAGAGCAGCCAACGAUGACUGAGAAUAGAUACAAACGAAAUAAUUCCCCAUCUACCUCACAAGACCAUCCUGCUGUGACUGAGAACAGACACAAACGACCGGAUUCUCGUAUGAAUAAUUUUCCAUCUACGGCACAACAGCCUUCAGUUGUGAUAGAGAAUAGGUACAAAAGAGCUGAUCCAAGAAUCAGUUUCCAACAAACGAUAUCACGGGACAAUUCUGUUUUGAAUAGCAGAGGACCUGAAGCAAGAGGUGCAUUCAGGUCACCACCCUCAGAUUUUAAUCAGAACAGGCAGGCCAUGCCCGGUUCUUGUGCUAAAACAGAAGCAUUCAAGCAAUCCAGAUCGAGAAACCCAAUGCCUCCUUUUGACGAUAUGGGCAGGGUGGAAUAACUCAUUCUAGCGCUUCUAACGCCCCAAGAUCUGGUUAUGGUAUUUCUGGUGCUAAUAAAAGCCUUGAUACGCCUGAUGCGUGAACAGGAAUGCAUGGGAAAAGAGAAGGUUCUCUUAUGAUUCUGCUCAACAUUGUAGCUCGAGUUCCUCAGCAACUUUGACAGGGUGUUGAGUAGAGAUGUGUGGUAGUCUCGGUAUGAUGCAUUAACGCUGGGGAUUCUGCAGUAGUGAGCUGAAUCAUGAUCCCCAACAGUUCAUCAAAGUCAAGCAAGAUAGGAUAGCAAAUAUAAUAGUGAUAAAAGCAAAUGAUAUUUAGGUCCAGUGAGUGUUCAACGAGGCCAGUAGCUUCAUUUGUUUUGUUUAAACAAUAAGGUUAUUUAUUUAUAUUUCUUCGCAUUUGCUUGGAGCUGAA